AUGGGUGGUGGGGCUCCCAGAAACCCAUUCAAGAGCUCUGGGGACCUAAGGGGCGGCGGAGGAACCAGGGACUUUCCCAGGGAUAACGGCGCCCCCGAGACACUCCCAGUUAUAAAAGCGUCCCAGGGACCUUUCCAGGGACCCUUUCCAGUGCUGUGGGGCUCCCAGAGGAUCUCCCAUAGGUGCUUGCAGCCGAGCGAUCGUUCGAGGGGCCGCGACGUCCCCAGGGACCCUCCCAAGGGCGGUUACGUCCCACGGGCUAUCGGACUUUCCCAUGGGGGUGGGGCUCCCAGAAACCCAUUCAGGAGCUCUGGGGACCCAAGGGACGGCGGAGCAACCAGGGACUUCCCAGGGAUAACGGCGCCCCCAGAGACACUCCCAGUUAUAAAAGCGUCCCAGGGACCUUUCCAGGGACCCUUUCCAGUGCUGUGGGGCUCCCAGGGGAUCUCCCAUAGGUGCUUGCAGCCGAGCGAUCGUUCGAGGGGCCGCGACGUCACCAGGGACCCUCCCAAGGGCGGUUACGUCCCACGGGCUAUCGGGUCCCGGCACCUCCAGGGACCCUUCCAGGGGGGCGGCACCCCUAGCACCCUCCCAGGGGCGCCGGUGCCCCAAGGAGCCUUAUCUGAGGUCGGCGCUGCCCCCAGGGACUCUCCCAUGGGUGGUGGCGCUGCCAGGAACCCAUUUAGGAGCUCUGGGGCCCCAAGGGGCGGCAGAGCCCCCAGGGACCUUCCCAGGGAUAACGGUGCCUCCAGAACCACUCCCAGUUAUAAAAGCAUCCCCAGGGACCUUUCCAGGGACUCUUUUCAGUGCUGUGGGGCUCCCAGGGGAUCUCCCAUAGGUCCUUGCGGCUCGAGGGACCCUUCCAGGAGCCGCAACGUCCCCAGGGACCCUCCCAAGGGCGGUUAUGUCCCAGGGGCCCUCCGCAAAAACUACUGCACCAAGGAGCCCUACAGGUCGGGCACUCUCAGGGGACCUCCUGGGGGCAACGGCGCCAACAGGGGCCAAUGCAGGGGCGCCAACGCCUCACUAGACCUUCUCAGGGGUCGCGGCGCCUCCCGGGACCCUUCCACGGGCGGCGGCACCCCUAGCACCUUCCCAGGGAUGUCGAUGCACUCGAUGACCAAUCCUUGGACGGUGGGGCACCGAGGGACCCUCACAGGGGCAGCAGCGCCCCCAGAUAUCUUACGAGGGGCGACGACGCUCCCAGGGAUCCACCCAGGAACGGCGGCGAAACACCAAGGGGCGCCGGCGCCACAAGGAGCCCUCUCUGGGAGCGGCGCUGCCCUCAGGGACUCUCCCAUGAGUGGUGGCGCACCCAGGAACCCAUUCAGGGGCUCUGGGGCCCCAAGGGGCAGCAAAGCCCCCAGGGACCUUCACAGGGAUAACGGCACCCCCAGACACUCCCAGUUAUAG
Messenger RNA from Homarus americanus (American lobster), 1413 nucleotides. Its product is annotated as nascent polypeptide-associated complex subunit alpha, muscle-specific form-like. The transcript is spliced from 4 exons. The coding region runs from base 1 to 1413 and encodes 470 amino acids. The record is from RefSeq and is a predicted model, not a curated record. Lineage: Eukaryota; Metazoa; Arthropoda; Malacostraca; Decapoda; Nephropidae.